Molecule: messenger RNA, 4036 nt
Organism: Paramormyrops kingsleyae
Lineage: Eukaryota; Metazoa; Chordata; Actinopteri; Osteoglossiformes; Mormyridae
Source: RefSeq, a predicted model, not a curated record
UUUUCCUGGUCCACUACAGACGUGAGCUGCUGGAGCGACUGGAAGCAGCAAGGAAAACGAAACUCAACUCUGCGGACUCGCAGGAGCAUUGUCGUCUCCACUCUGUCCAGGAAACUUGUGCCCUGUGGUCUUUUCCCCUCAGCUUGAAUGGGUGGAUUGCCAUCUUAUUCAAUUUUUGGGCCAGUUUGACAAACUAAAGAGCAUCAAAAAGAGAGAGUUAAAACUGUCCAUCUGACUUUUCGCAAGAAAGAAUUCUACUCAUCAACCCCAAACAACAGUAGGAAGUGAUUCGGAAUGUGGCUUUGGCCAAUAAUGACUCUUUAUGCCUUGGGAAUGUUUCCCAGCCAGGCUACAUCUUCAACAGGUGAUUCAACACAAAUGUAUUAUGCUGACCUUGAGGUGGACGAGGGAGCUUCGCAGAACAUCACGGAUCUUCUGCCUAAAUUACUCCCAUUUAUCUUGGUGUUGAACAGCAGCAGCGCCACCGUUAAUGUGACGUACUCCAACAUCACAACAGCAUGUGACAUUCGUGGAGAGAAAUCCAUUUGCCACUGUGAUUCACAGUAUGACUGGGACCCGUCAGUGUGUGAUUUAUAUCCAGGGUGCUGCAAUCAAUAUGAAUGCAUUUCAAAUUCAUCACUGGCCAUCCCAGUAUGUCUGCCUAAGUCGAGAGUUACUGUCACCGGAUCACUUACUUUGGGACUGCAAUUUACCCCUGACCUGAAUAACCCAGCCACAACAUACUAUCAAACCAUGGUGCAACAAGUGCAAACCAAUCUAAGCCAAAUCUACAGUCAAUGUAGCGGAUUUGAUUCCCUGACAAUCAUUGGCUUCAGGAGUGGAAGCGUCAUCGUUGACUUUCAGAUGAUAUUGAACGUCCCGCUGAAUUCAGCCCAAUUUGUGAAUAUGACGAGCACCUUGGAGUACAAGCUGAGUGGCAGCUUACAAGUCGCAACCAUCGGAAUGGUUACAGGUCAAGCACCACAGGGACCGUUAUGUUAUAAUACGAGCUACACUUUGGGGUGUGACUUAGGUGAUACGACCUUUGGUAAUUGCUAUUGGACGUUGACUCAAGGAAACAACACUGUGAAUAUUGUAACUGGGACUGAGGUGACUCUCGGUUUCCCCUGUAGUCUUACUCUUCUGAAAACAUCCAAACUUUGGAAAGGUAAUUACACAUGCAGUUUUUCCAAGGGUUCCCUUACUCACAAAGCCAUCAUAGAUGUGGACAUAGCAUUGCUACCAGAGGAAAUUCAAAUAUCCAGCAGUCCUCAGUACCCGGAUUGCUCCACCAACCCUAACCCUAUAUUGGUCCCCGUUUCCUGUGCCAUACAGAAUAGCAGCGAAAAUUACAAUGUAACUUGGAAUACCACUGGAUGUGACAUUACAAAAAAUUAUCCCGAUGUGGUGAACACAUUAUUUAACCUCCGCAUAUCUAACGUGACAGUGAACAUCAAUUGUAGCAAUCUUUCUCUUGUGGAUCCCACAGUCACCUGCACAUAUACAAAUAGAAAAAGCCAAGUAAAAAAUGCCACAGUCACAAUACCUGUCAUUUACAAGGGUACCACUGUUUGUAAACCCGAAGCCCCCUGGUCUAAAGCAAAGUACAACACCACUGCCACACUGCCGUGCCCCGCAAGCAUCCCAGCAGUUGGAAGCUUGACGCGGAAUUGCUCUGGAACUGGUGAUUGGGGUCAAAACCAGUCGACUUGUGUUAAUCUGCAACUGUACAGUAUUCUCCAAGAUGCUUUGAACUUACAAAAAGGAUAUGGGGACUUUGUUACGGGUGCCUUCAACAUUUUUGGUUCUUUAAAAAAUUCUACUGGCAAUAGUAGCGCUAUCAAUACGCAUCAAAACAUUAAUGCAUCUGUAAAUAUUCUAUCAAUCGUGGGGAAUGCUACAUCACCAAAUGUAACGUUAAAUGACUCCAUCUUGCCUACUUUGCUGUCUUCUGCAAGCAAUUUGUUGGAAGAAUCCCUGCAUGACGCAUGGACUCCGAAGAAUAGGAAUAACGUGUAUGAGUACCUAUCUGUUCUGUACCUGUGGUCCAUGGAAAAGCUAAUACAAACUGUAGAACUCAAUUCAUCUUCCACUAGCAGCGAUAACUACCACCCAAACGUCCAACUCACAAGCUUCAGUGGUAAUCAGACAAAUUGUAACAAUAUCGUGUUCAACGUAUCAGUCAGCACACCGGGCCAAACCAGUGGAAGUGUAAACAUAAUUGGGUACAGAACUCUGGUUAACCUCCUGCCCAGUAUUCCCAAUAUGAAUUUAAAUAGCAUUGUAAUGUCAACAGUGAUGCAAAACAGUAGCCUGGCAAAGGAGAUCGCUAUCAAUUUCUCAUUGAUCAAUGAAAGGCCACCGGAUUAUGAGAUGCUUUGUGUUUUUUGGAAUUUUUCUACCAUGACGUGGUCGGAUGAAGGCUGUUAUUGGAACAAAACAAGUUCAAAUGAACAGAUGAUUUGUAUAUGCAACCAUCUCACUUCAUUCUCAACGCUCAUGUCAAAAUCACCAAUAGAACUUCCAUACCUGGAUCAAAUAACCUACGUCGGUUUGGCCGCCUCAGUCUCUUCCCUGAUUGUCUGUCUUGUAAUAGAAUUUAUGGUAUGGAACACAGUUGUCAAGUCAAACGUCUCUCAUUUCCGUCACACCGCCCUGGUCAACAUCUCGUUGUGUCUGCUAAUGGGAGACACUGUCUUCUUGGUCAAUUCCUUUUACCAAAGCCCAAAGUGGUGUGGCACUUUCACGGUUAUUAAGCACUUCUGCUACCUGUCGAUGUUUUUUUGGAUGCUCUGUUUAAGCACCAUGCUUCUUCAUCAGCUCAUUUUUGUCUUUCACCAAAUGAGAAAGAAGGUCUACCUGACUAUUUCUAUUUCCAUAGGCUAUGUCUGCCCUUUGAUAAUAGUCUUGCUGACCUACAAGAUCUACAACGAUGGAGCUGAAGAUGUCUAUUAUAAUGCCAAGAGUUGUUGGUUGAACUAUAAAAGUCCAUUUAAUGGUUCAAUCCAUGCUUUUAUUUUCCCGGUUUUAACAAUAGUUUUAAUUAACUUCUUUUCUAUGAUGGUGGUCAUUACCAAACUCCUGAGACCACAAGUGUCAGAGGGUAGCAAAGGAGAUCAGAAGGAGAUGGCCAAAAGCAUUCUGAAAGCCAUCGUUUUCUUAACACCUGUUUUUGGAAUAACUUGGAUUUUGGGGUUUUUUGUACUGGUCUUUGACCUCACAGAAGGAUUUUGGGCAUAUUUUGUCAACUACGCUUUUACCAUAAUAAAUUCGUUACAGGGAGUUUUAAUUUUGCUUACUGGAUGUUUUGGAGAGAAAAAGGUUCGAGAUGCCCUACUACAGCGUUUCAUCUCACCGACAACAAACCCGUCGAAAAAUGAGAACUCUACAAAAGGGUCAUCAAUUAAAAAAUAAAUGUUCUUCACUUUCAGAAAGACUGCAGUGAGGAUUUACAAAUAACAGCGCCAAGACAUACAUCAAAUUAGAUAUAGAUUAGAUGAAAACAAUUCAGUUGUGUUUAUUUUAAAAUACUCAUCGUUUUGUAUAAACAGACAUUAACUGCCUUACAUUAUAAUUUUAUGAAAACCUGUAUCUUACACAGAGCAAUAUAGCCGAGUUUUCUUUAUGUGGGUCAUAUCAUCAUAUAAAUAUAUAAGGAUUUACGUGACUUUGGGAAAUUACAAAGUAUAUUUCCCAUUUAAAUUUUGUUUCAGAAUUAAUUUUGUGUAAUUUUGAUUAAUUUGCCUCUUUUUGUGAGCAUUUCAGAAUGAUAAAAGAAUUAAAAUAUAUAGCAUUGUUCUUGACAAUCUGUACACUGUGAAAUGCUUUUUAAAUGGUCUGUUAAGGUAAUGUAACAGCAUUCAAAACUUUUAUAUGGUUGCUGACGAAAUAUGCUGGAAAUCUACUUACUGGAAACUGUUGGAGUAAAUAUGUAAAUAUACAGCUUUGUUGAUUUGAAAUUACGUGACAGUAAGUUAGUUUCCAACUAUAUGCUUAUAAAUUAGAAAAAAAAACUGUUGUACAAAUGAUUAUAUAA